Messenger RNA from Gossypium raimondii (Peruvian cotton), 2675 nucleotides. Its product is annotated as probable 1-deoxy-D-xylulose-5-phosphate synthase, chloroplastic. Gene Ontology annotation, biological process: chlorophyll biosynthetic process; terpenoid biosynthetic process. Gene Ontology annotation, cellular component: chloroplast. The transcript is spliced from 10 exons. Lineage: Eukaryota; Viridiplantae; Streptophyta; Magnoliopsida; Malvales; Malvaceae. Gene Ontology annotation, molecular function: 1-deoxy-D-xylulose-5-phosphate synthase activity. The record is from RefSeq and is a predicted model, not a curated record. Bases 355 to 2517 code for a protein of 720 amino acids.
AAUUUUUGGGUUUUCAGAGAAAAAAAGGCCCUUUUUUUUCUCUCUUAUUUUUAAGUUUGGAUGUUCAUUUUCUAUAGACAAAACCUUUAUUUUUUUUUUUAUAAGAGUAUAUAAAUAUAGUCUUGACGGAAGGUUUCGACACAGUCCACUUAGUAUCAUCAUCAAGCAAUAAAGCAGGGUGACAUGACGGUGCAAUAGUCACUAACCAAAUUGUCUAUAAAUCUUUCAUUGAUUGGAUAGCCUUUCAUUCUUGCACUCAAAGAGUGGAAACUUUUCUGGGUUCUUCUCCUUUUGUGCUCUUAGUCAGCAGUUGCAGUCCUUUAUUGCUCUUUGGAGAUUGUAUAGUCUUUAGUCAUGGCCCUUUGUGCAUCUUCAUUUCCUGCCAUUAUCAACUGGGGUGCAGCUUCAGAUCCUCAAAAAUCCACUCCUUUUGCUUCUCAUUUUCUUGGUGGAUCAGAUCUGGUUUUGCAGUCAUUGAAGAAGCUCAAUCAGGUCAAGAAAAGGCCAGGUGGGGUUUAUGCAUCACUAUCAGAAGGAGCUGAAUAUCACUCCCAAAGACCAGCAACGCCUCUCUUGGACACUAUAAACUAUCCAAUUCAUAUGAAAAAUCUCUCUGUCAAGGAACUGAAACAACUAUCUGAAGAACUGCGGUCUGAUGUGAUUUUCAAUGUUUCAAAAACUGGGGGUCACUUGGGUUCAAGCCUUGGUGUGGUUGAACUCACUGUGGCUCUUCAUUAUGUCUUCAAUGCCCCUAGAGACAAGAUAUUGUGGGAUGUUGGUCAUCAGUCUUACCCUCACAAAAUCUUGACUGGGAGAAGACAUAAGAUGCAUACCAUGAGGCAAACUAAUGGAUUGGCCGGAUUCACGAAACGGUCGGAGAGUGAAUACGAUUGCUUCGGGACUGGUCACAGUUCAACCACAAUCUCUGCAGGCUUGGGGAUGGCUGUGGGAAGGGAUCUGAAAGGUGAAAGGAAUCAUGUUGUUGCUGUCAUAGGUGAUGGUGCUAUGACUGCAGGACAAGCUUACGAAGCAAUGAACAAUGCCGGAUAUCUUGAUUCUGAUAUGAUUGUUAUUCUUAAUGACAAUAAACAAGUUUCUCUGCCAACUGCCAAUCUCGACGGACCUACACCACCUGUGGGAGCUUUGAGCAGUGCUCUCAGCAGGCUGCAAUCAAACAGGCCUCUUAGAGAACUAAGAGAGGUUGCAAAGGGAGUUACCAAGCAAAUCGGUGGGCCUAUGCAUGAACUGGCUGCAAAAGUUGAUGAGUAUGCUCGCGGAAUGAUCAGUGGUUCUGGAUCAACACUUUUCGAAGAACUUGGACUAUAUUAUAUUGGACCUGUUGAUGGCCACAACAUCGAUGAUUUAGUUUCUAUUCUCAAAGAGGUGAAGACUACUAAAACAACAGGUCCGGUCUUGAUCCAUGUUGUCACUGAGAAAGGCCGAGGUUAUCCAUAUGCAGAGAGAGCUGCUGACAAGUAUCACGGAGUGGUGAAGUUCGAUCCGGCAACUGGAAAGCAAUUCAAAGGCAAUUCUGCUACCCAGUCUUACACUACAUAUUUUGCUGAGGCUUUGAUUGCGGAAGCUGAGGCAGACAAAAAUAUUGUUGCCAUCCAUGCCGCAAUGGGAGGUGGAACCGGAUUAAACCUCUUCCUCCGCCGGUUCCCACAAAGAUGUUUCGAUGUGGGGAUAGCCGAACAACAUGCUGUCACCUUUGCUGCAGGCUUGGCCUGUGAAGGCUUGAAACCUUUUUGUGCAAUCUACUCAUCAUUCAUGCAAAGGGCAUAUGACCAGGUCGUACACGAUGUGGAUCUGCAGAAGCUGCCUGUAAGAUUUGCAAUGGACAGAGCUGGCCUCGUUGGUGCAGAUGGUCCAACACAUUGUGGGGCUUUUGAUGUCACUUUCAUGGCUUGCCUCCCCAACAUGGUGGUAAUGGCUCCUUCCGAUGAAGCUGAACUUUUCCAUAUGGUUGCGACAGCUGCUGCCAUAGAUGACCGUCCUAGCUGUUUCCGUUACCCAAGAGGAAAUGGGAUCGGAGUUCAGUUACCACCUGGGAAAAAAGGGGUUCCACUGGAGGUUGGCAAAGGCAGGGUACUGAUUGAAGGGGAAAGAGUGGCACUAUUAGGCUAUGGAAGUGCAGUUCAAAGCUGCUUAGCAGCUGCCUCUUUAUUGGAAUCGCGUGGCUUAAGGCUGACCGUAGCAGAUGCACGAUUUUGUAAGCCAUUAGAUCACGCCUUGAUCCGGAAACUGGCAAAGUCACACGAAGUACUGAUCACAGUCGAAGAAGGAUCAAUCGGGGGCUUUGGUUCUCAUGUGGCACAGUUCCUAGCACUUGAUGGUCUUCUCGAUGGCAAAGUAAAGUGGAGGCCAUUGGUUCUUCCCGAUCGAUACAUUGACCAUGGCUCACCCGUGGACCAGUUGGCUGAAGCUGGUCUUACGCCAUCCCACAUAGCCGCAACGGUGUUCAAUGUGCUUGAACAAAAAAGAGAGGCUUUUGAGGUCAUGUCCUCAAGAAACUGAAGAAGUCGUCAACUUUGUACAAAAUUUUACCUUUUGUUUUCUUUUGAAAUCAAUGAUGGUUAAAUAUAUAAUAAUAUAAAUAAUCUUAGUUACCAUAAAUAAUUAUUAUGUAACCCAACAACCUUACGAGUAAUAUCACAUAUCUGAGUUCACAUCAA